Messenger RNA from Suhomyces tanzawaensis NRRL Y-17324, 216 nucleotides. RefSeq lists its product as uncharacterized. NCBI's taxonomy places the organism in Eukaryota, Fungi, Ascomycota, Pichiomycetes, Serinales, Debaryomycetaceae. Gene Ontology annotation, cellular component: anaphase-promoting complex. The record is from RefSeq and is a predicted model, not a curated record. Gene Ontology annotation, biological process: anaphase-promoting complex-dependent catabolic process. The coding region runs from base 1 to 216 and encodes 71 amino acids. The transcript is spliced from 2 exons.
AUGCUAAGACGUCAGGCCACCACCAUCAAGCUCACUCCAGAAGACAUCUUGGAGUACGAUGACUCCUUGGCCCAAAAACAGCUCCAGCGCCAGCAGGAACAACAAAAAGACCAGGCUCACCGCAGUAUUUUGCAAGAAAGAGACGAGGGCAAUACCACCCAGAACUACAAGGAUGAAAGGGGACGCGAUGAGCUCCCUGAGAACAGCGUGCAAUAA